Molecule: messenger RNA, 769 nt
Organism: Drosophila ananassae
Lineage: Eukaryota; Metazoa; Arthropoda; Insecta; Diptera; Drosophilidae
Exons: 3
Coding region: 48-725 (225 amino acids)
Source: RefSeq, a predicted model, not a curated record
UCAUUAAUUCAAUAGUAAUUGGAGAACACUCACUUAGAUAUUCGAAGAUGCAGCUUUUCACACAAACCCUCAUUUUGGCCGUGGCCCUUGUCAGCGUCAGCGCUGUUCCCAACUUUGGUGCCGAUUUGAGCCUUUUCCGUAUGGUUAUGGGUGAAGUCGAGUCCCGAGUCCUGACGCCCGCUGCCCAGACCUGUGCCAACACCUACCUGAACGCCACCCAGAAGAAUGGAGACAAGCUGGCCAAUGCCACCAAUCUCUGUGAAGAGGCCGCCAAUCGCACCACCGUCGCUAACAGCCAACAAAGCAAUGCCACAGUCAGCCUGAUCCGCACCCAGCUUCUCACCCUGGAGAAGAAUUUGGAGCUGUGCCGCAACGAGACCGAUUCGGCAAGGUUCCUCAACUGCACCACUGCAACUUUCGAUAAGAACCUCCAGCUUUUGGACACCUCGAACUCGCAGGCUUACCAAACCCAGACCCUGUUUGUGGCCAACUCCACCCAGGUGGCUGCUGCCAGGACCAACUGCAUUAGCGCUGCUGUCAGCGAGGCAAAGGUGGCUGCCAUUCAGUCUGCCAAUGAUUAUGACAACUGUGUGGCCAAAAUCCCGGCCCAGCGGGACAUUCCUCACGAACAAAUUAAGCCUGUUCAGGAGCAGAUUGUCCAGGAGCCUGUCCAGAUGGAGCCUAUCCAGGAGGAGCAUAUUCCCCACCAGCAGCCUAUUAUCUAAAAAGGAAAUUUUAAUCCAAUAAACACGGUUCGCUGUAAUCAUGA